This is a messenger RNA of Drosophila busckii, 1388 nucleotides long. RefSeq names its product cyclic AMP-dependent transcription factor ATF-2 (gene Atf-2). Lineage: Eukaryota; Metazoa; Arthropoda; Insecta; Diptera; Drosophilidae. Gene Ontology annotation, biological process: regulation of transcription by RNA polymerase II. Gene Ontology annotation, molecular function: cAMP response element binding; DNA-binding transcription factor activity, RNA polymerase II-specific. Bases 65 to 1018 code for a protein of 317 amino acids. The transcript has 2 exons. The record is from RefSeq and is a predicted model, not a curated record.
CAAAGCAAAUAAGUUUGUUAUUGUGUGUGGCUUACAUUUAAAUGAAUUCCAAUUGGAUGCUACAAUGGAACCAGAGCCCGAAGGCAGCAUUUCCUUUGCUGACUUUGAUUAUGGACAGCAAGCAAAGUCAGCCAGCGAUAUGUCCAUAGGAAUUAGUGAGAACUUGUUUGCUGCCGAUCAGACGCCCACGCCAACGCGUUUGAUUAAGAACUGCGAUGAGGUGGGGCUGUUCGAGGAUCUGCAGCAUGUGAAUCCAUUUGAUAUUGGAUUUCAGCGUGCGGCGGAGCAAAAUGCUAAGAAGCUGCCAGCGGCGGAGACAGCAGCAGCAGGAACAGCUGAGACUGAUUCGCUGCAUACGCCACAGGUUUAUGCACUGGAGGGAAGUGCAGCAACAGAUGCGCCAAUGGCUGAGCCUGUGCCCAAUGUGGAGGAGCUGCUGAGAACGCACACAACUGUAGCAGCUGCUGCUGCGCCGCCGCCAACGCCAGUGCAAUUAAUACAAGUGCAACCGCAACUAAUGACUUGGAUACCUGUGCAAAAAAAGAAAGAGCUGCCGGCACAAACAGUGCGUCCAUACAUACUGCCCAAGCCAAGCAGCGCAAGCUUAACGCCCACAUCACAGCUGCCCAUCAAGGAGCGACUCAAGGCCAUACUAAACAACAGCAACAACAACAACAGCAAAAGGCGCAGCUUUGCUGCAACUGCAGCCAAACCCAAGACUGCUCCCAGUCGCAGCGAGGACAGCAUCCAACGUCAUCGCGCUGCAGCUUCGCGUUAUCGCGAGAAAAUGCGUGGAGAGCAUAAAAACAUGCGCGAGCAGAAUGCGCAACUGCAGCAGCAGAUACGUGAGCUGCGCGAGCGUGUGGCCACAUUGGAGCGUGAGCUGCUGCAGCACACCAACAAUGCCGCUGACAAUCAAAUUCAAAUCCCACCCUCUACCAUUCAUCUGGUAAUCAAUGUGCCUAAAAUGAUUGUGCCUACGCCGAUAUCCAAGCAAAGCAAGGAUAUAAAAAAGUGACUAUUAGUAGUUAGUGUAAGAAUUUAAGUUGGCCAUAUAUGUAAUACAAACAUAGCUAUAGUUUAAAUAUUAUAUUAUCUACAAUUAAGUUAUGCUUCAAAUAAGAACAUUUGAUGUAUAAGAUUCAAUAUAAACAAGCACGUAGACACGUAGCUUCAAUGCUUUGAGCACAACCACGUGACUUUGUCUGCUAAGCCAAUCUGCUUAUCGUUUCUGCCUGCGUAGAGACGUUGACAGCGCUGCUCGCUCGCUCUGCGCUGUAAGCAGCUGCGACUCAUCAAGAGCGUCGCUGCUUUGCUGCUGUUUUAAUUAGAGCUAGAAACUGAUCAUGGGAGCUAGACUGCCUACGAGCAUCUACCAUAUUUAUGCC